AUUUUUCUUAAAAAAGUAUUUUUUUUGAAAAAUUAUUACUAAUGAUCAAAAUUAAAUUAAGAUAAUAAAAUUAAAAAAAAAAAAAGAUAAGAAAGAAACUAAAGAGAGAUACAAGUGAGGAGAAAGGGAGAAGAAGAAGAAGAACAAAAGGCCUAACGCAUACUUUUCCCCAUUUCAUAAUAUUUCAUUCUAGAACAAAAGGAUAGCUUAAUUACCGUGUAUUCCUCUCGCUCUUCUUUUGUUUCUUUGCAGGUAAAUUUCACUUUCUCUUCUUCUUCUUCCUAUCUCUCCCAAUUAUUCUGUUUUGUUUGAAAUCUCGUUCGUUUUGGAAAUUCAAUUUAUAUUUUUUAGAUUCAAUUCUGGAACCUCUUUUUUUUUUUUUUCCCUGUGUCAGAAACGAAUUGCCAUUUUUUUGUGUCGAGUUGAAGGUCGGUUUAUCGCCUGUAAUUUUGGAAUGUAAAGUAGCAGAGUUUACUCUCAUUUCUCUCUGUUUCUUUAGGGCUAAGUGCAUUUGUUUUGAAUCGCCUUUGGACUUUUCGUCUGCACCCUGCACUUGUAUUGGAAUUCUGUUUUUUUUUUUUUCCUUUAUUUUUGUUUUGCGCUGCUUGAUUGCAAAGAUAUAGAUAGUGGAGUUCUGAGUGAAUUUUGAAUUCGCUUGCUAUAUGAUUCUGUGUAGCCAUGUUUUAAAUUUAUGUCCCAAGCAUGUCGAAUUUUUUUUCUUUGAUCUUUGAUUGGUUUUACCGAGUUUUUUCUUUUUUUUUUCUUUGGUCGUGGUAGUGUUCUGUCAAUCCGGUAAAAACUGUGUGCUGAUGAUUUUAACUGCUGUUUCGAGAUAUUUUCCCGCUGGAUUUUGGUUGAGCUGUACUGAUUUAUUGUUUAUUUCUUUAGUUUCAGAGCUUACCACGAGAUCACGAUGCCAGAGUAGAAAUUUGAUAAUUUUUGUUGCUUUUUUCGACACUGAGAAGUUUGAAAUUUCCUUUAUGCAAGUUCUAAAGCAUAGGAUUAGUGGACAACAGCUGUUCUCUUAGAUUACUUUAACUUCGUGGUUUUCAUUGGUGGAACUAAUUGUGUUUUUAUCAGUUUUUGCUGCUCGAAUUGAACCGUCACGGUGUGAAAAUGCUUUAGCGUGUCAUUUUGUGGGAUGUUGCAAUGCUCUUUAGACAUUUAGCAAAAUUGUUUUGGCUCUUGAAAUGUUAUAGUCUGUUUGGAGUAAUUGAUGAUCCACAUUGAAAGGGGAAUACUUGUACUGUACCCGGUAAAUGUGGUGUAUCUUUUUGGUAUUCCCUAUCUUUUUAGUUGUCCAUUGUUAAACCUCGUGAUGUUUAGUAUUUUACAAAAUGAAAAGAGACGAAACUUUUUCUUCACUAUUUGGGAGAAAUUUUUGGUAAUCUCUGCUGAAUGACAUGGAAUCUCAUUCUCUAAUAAAUCUCACUAGUAAAUGAUUUAUGGCAGGCCUUGUACAAGUUGAAUUUUUGAUGUUUAAUGGGCAUUAGGAUAAAAUUGGAAUAAGAUUCAGAUGCCUUAAAGCCAUAUGGCCGGUCCAUUGUCGUGUCUUUGAGUGUUGCUUUUUCUUUUCCUUUUUUCCUCCUAAAAGAUAAGAGAGUUCUCGCUUAGAUCAACGCUUUUUUACUACUCGAGAUAAGCGUGGCUAGAACGGUGCCGAAACCAACUAUGAGCUGGAUGCCAUUUCAUGUUUUGGUAUUUUGUGAACUUGCAGUCGGUGCAUUAAUGGAAAAGACUCUAUAAGACGUGAAUAAAUAGAGUUCCUGGUUAUUCUUUCUACCAACUAUGCCUCCUAGCCGCUUCCUUCCAUUUUAGCUUUCUACAUUUCUCUCUUUUGAAUAUCAUUGGAAUUCUCAACAGAUCAGAAGCUUGCUUGGUUGUGUCUUGAAUAUACAGUUUUGAGUAAUCUGAAAAGCAAAUUGUGAGACUGCCUUUCUUAAGCUUCUUCAAUUUCCUUUUUCCAUUGGUGCAUCGAAUUUGCUGUUUUGUUUUUCUGUCAAUUCCUGCGUUGAGGAGGGUGAGUGGGAUCGUAACUGUUUACUGUGAAUUGUAUACAUACUACAGGUAUUUAUGAGAAAGUACCAUUAGAAACAUUAUGUUGGUGGCUCAUUUUUUCUUUGAUUUCACAAUUCCAUGUAACUUCGUUUUAGGGGAGAAGGAUUUUAUCAAAAUGGGAUACACGAAUUGCAAAUCAUGAAUCCUGUUCUUCCGUGAUGUAACUUUAAAUCUGCGAAUUUGCUUAAGUGAUCUAGAAUUAUGUGUAGAGCUAUUUGUUUAGUGUGAAUUGAUUCUGGUUUAACUUUGUUGUUUAUAAUGACAACUAAUUGGAUUGUUGUAUUCUUGUUAUCUAUUACCACGCUGAGAAGAUACGCUAGAAUAAUAAAUUGAGUUGGGUAUGCUGGAUAUUGAGUGACUUUUUUCUCUUUCCUUGCUUGCUUCUGACAUUACUUUGUAUUGCUUGGGUCAAACCUGAAAUAGAGUGUUGCUUCUCUUUUUGGAUCAGUGUGAUCCAUCAGUAACUGUCUUAAGAUGCUUACUUUGAAACUUUUUGGAAGAUGGACAAAUUUAGCUGUCCUAUAUAUAUGUUUGCCACAAUUCUGUCAUGUAACAUGUGGAUCUGAUUUGAACUGAAAUUUAUAAUCCUGAGGUUAAUGACUUCCUCGAAUACACAUCUGAGUGUUCGUAUGAUUUUUGUUUUCCAGAGUGACAAAUCAUCAUUAUCCAGAGGAAAGCUGAAUUGCAUGCUACUGUUUCAGUAAUGUCUGGACUUAUUGAAGGUCUUCCUGAUGCUGUUGCAAUGAGGUGUCUAGCACGUGUUCCCUUCCACCUCCAUCCCAAGCUGCAACUUGUUUCCCGCUCCUGGCGAGAUGCUUUCCGGAGUACCGAACUAUUCAAAGCUCGAGAGGAAGUGAACUCAUGCGAGGAGUUUUUAUGCGUCUGUGCGUUCGAGCCAGACAAUUUAUGGCAACUUUAUGACCCGUUGCAUGACCUUUGGAUCACUCUUCCAACACUCCCAUCAACAAUAAGACAUCUUGCUCAUUUUGGUGUUGUCUCCACUGCGAGGAAGUUGUUUGUUCUAGGUGGUGGGAGUGAUGCUGUGGAUCCUCAGACUGGUGAUCAAGAUGGAAGUUUCGCUACUAAUGAAGUCUGGUCAUACAAUCCUGUCUCCAGGGCGUGGAAGCAAUGUGCACCCAUGCUUGUUCCUCGUGCAAUGUUCGCGUGCUGUGUGUUUGAUGGGAAAAUUGUUGUUGCAGGGGGUUUCACAAGUUGCAGGAAAUCAAUAUCCAAAGCAGAAAUAUAUGAUCCAGAGAAGGAUGUUUGGGUGUCAAUUCCUGAUCUGCACUAUACUCAUAAUUCUGCAUGCUCAGGGGUAGUGAUUGGAGGUAAGGUUCAUGUCAUGCACAAGGGUUUGUCAGCUGUGCAGGUACUAGAAAGCUUAAAGCAAGGUUGGACAGUUCGUGAUUAUCGAUGGGUUCAAGGUCCCAUGACAGUUGUGAAGGGAAAGAUUUAUGUAUUGAGUCAUGGCCAUGGACUCAUCUACAAGCUGGAAGGUGAAUCAAUGAAGAUAGUAGUCUCAGCAUCAGAAUUCCGCCAGAGAAUUGGGCUUGCCAUGAUUGGUGUGGCCGGGGAUAUUUAUGUGAUCGGAGGGGUAAUUAUCGGCCCGGAGAGGUGGAAUUGGGACAUAAAGAAGAUGUCUGAUGUCGAUGUCUUGACACUAGGAGGCGAAAGGCCAGUUUGGCGGCAGGUGUCUCCUAUGACGAUGUGCAGGGGAACCAUCCUUGGCUGUACACAGCUGAGAAUCUAGUUUGUUCCCGGAAGUAUGAGUGAUGGUUGUUUAAUUAGAUCAGAUUUUGCUGUGAAGCAAAGUUUGGGGUUUCACUAGUCCUGUUGUUGAAUGUAAUGUUUACUUGCUUUCUGUUGAAUCUGUUGAUAUGGUGCUGCCUGGUCGAUUUUUUUUUAUCGAGGUUCUACCGCUGCAACAGAUCACAUUUGAGUCAUUGUUAUAGUUUAUAAUGCAAUUUCUUAGGAGAAUUAUGCUGCUGUUAGUGUUAGAUAAUUUGGCUCCCUGUAAAAGCUGGCCUUUCUUCUGUAUCUCAAUUGAUGCACAUCAGUAAUGAGCUCGAAAAAGAAUCAGACGAGAGAUUAAAAAACUGCAAGCAAACAAUUUGUAAUAAAGAUUAACUAUGUCAAGAA
This is a messenger RNA of Oldenlandia corymbosa var. corymbosa, 4197 nucleotides long. The record is from the annotation of a GenBank genome assembly. NCBI's taxonomy places the organism in Eukaryota, Viridiplantae, Streptophyta, Magnoliopsida, Gentianales, Rubiaceae.